This is a messenger RNA of Homarus americanus (American lobster), 1535 nucleotides long. It is a transcript of the gene eca, whose product is annotated as transmembrane emp24 domain-containing protein eca-like. Bases 57 to 713 code for a protein of 218 amino acids. The transcript is spliced from 5 exons. Gene Ontology annotation, cellular component: COPII-coated ER to Golgi transport vesicle; Golgi apparatus; endoplasmic reticulum-Golgi intermediate compartment. Gene Ontology annotation, biological process: intracellular protein transport; endoplasmic reticulum to Golgi vesicle-mediated transport; Golgi organization. Lineage: Eukaryota; Metazoa; Arthropoda; Malacostraca; Decapoda; Nephropidae. The record is from RefSeq and is a predicted model, not a curated record.
UUAGAGUAGUGCUGCUCUUGGUGAAGUGUCAGACGAAACGAAAAGCGAAAGCCAAGAUGUUAACAAAAAGAUUUAUCUUCGUGUGCUUUUUCCUGGGCACCUUAUGCCAUUUUGCUGAGAGCUUGUAUUUCCAUAUUGGUGAAACUGAAAGAAAAUGUUUCAUUGAAGAAAUUCCAGAUGAAACUAUGGUAACAGGUAAUUACAAACUCCAACUGUAUGACCCCCGGACUGGUGGCUUCAUGCCUUCUUCUCCAGGGCUCGGCAUGCACGUGGAGAUCAGGGAUCCUGAUGACAAAAUUCUAAUGUCUAGGGUGUACAGCAGUGAGGGACGAUUCACCUUCACCUCACACACCCCAGGAGAACACAUCAUCUGCCUUUACUCCAACUCCACCAAGUGGUUCUCUGGAUCACAACUGCGUGUGCACUUUGAUAUCCAAGUGGGUGAACAUGCCGUUGACUAUGCCAACGUGGCCCAAAAAGAGAAGCUGACUGAACUACAACUACGAGUGCGACAACUGUUGGACCAAGUGGACCAGAUUUCCAAGGAACAGAACUAUCAGAGGUAUCGAGAAGAACGUUUCCGCCUGACUUCAGAAAGCACCAAUCAACGAGUUCUGUGGUGGUCUAUUGGGCAAGUGUGCAUCCUGCUGGGUAUGGGAUUUUGGCAAAUGCGUCAUUUGAAGAGCUUUUUCGAGGCCAAGAAGCUUGUCUAAUUGAACCAUAAAAAAUUGCACCUGGGAUUGAAUUUGACAUAGUGAAGGUGCUACCUUUUUGAGGAUUAUAGUAAAUUGAAAAAUAGACUUCAGAAGAUUAAUAUUAAAUUUUUAUUUGCUGAUCAUUUGGCAUUCAGAGGUUAAGAAAGGAAAAAGUCUUAAUUAGGAAGAAAAAAAAUAUAUAAUAUACGUAUAUAUAAUCUUCGACUAUCUUGUUCUGUAGAUGACUUCUUAAGAAGCCAAAAAGAGUAUGAUUCUUAAUUUUCAGGAAAACCAUGAAAAUUGAUUUGCUGAAUAUUGACUGCUACAGGCUUGGAAUUUCAUGGCAGUCAUGGUUGUUGCAGCCCUCUUCCUGGUCAUGUGUCUCACAAAAAGCACCUUCUUAAUGCUGUGCCCAUCAUGUCUUUAAGGCAUCGUGCCUUUGUUUUGAGUUUCAACGCCUGCUGUUGUAUGCUAUUUUGUCAAAAAAUAAAAAAAAUUAUUUUUUUCUCUCCUCAACUGCUAAAGCUUUGUAAUUUAGUUUUUGUGUAUAUAUUAUCUACAGUAGGGUUAAAAGCUAUUUUAAAAAACUGGGAUUUGAAAAUUAAUGUCAUUUGAACCAUUCUUAAUGUCUGUAAUAUAAAUAACAUGAAGUGAUUGGAGAUACUAAUCUCAGUGUAGAUGUUUUUAUUUACUGGCACUAGUAUUAAGUUUGGAGGCAUAUUGUAGAUGAUCCAAGAUUUUAUGUUAUGCUGUGGUGUAAAUAUCAUUGAUAUCUGUUAAUUUGUGUGUGUGCGUGCGUGCGUGACAACUUGAAGACAAAUAAAAUGGAUUUUUUUUUAA